This is a messenger RNA of Oncorhynchus kisutch (coho salmon), 2603 nucleotides long. RefSeq names its product ethylmalonyl-CoA decarboxylase. NCBI's taxonomy places the organism in Eukaryota, Metazoa, Chordata, Actinopteri, Salmoniformes, Salmonidae. Gene Ontology annotation, cellular component: cytosol. The record is from RefSeq and is a predicted model, not a curated record. The coding region runs from base 151 to 1149 and encodes 332 amino acids. Gene Ontology annotation, molecular function: catalytic activity. The transcript is spliced from 6 exons. Gene Ontology annotation, biological process: fatty acid beta-oxidation.
UCGCUUGCCCUCGCGUGUCGGUUCCAGCGACAUGUUUCCGGGGGGAGAGGUUUCAAUGUAACACCACAACAUUGAGCUAUCAGACAGCACAGUCCCUCCUGUCUGUUUCUAUCCCUCCAUCCUUCUCUCCUACCUUUCCCUGGUAGCAGCAUGGUUCUGUCUGCAGCCAGGCAGCACCUCCUCGGGGGCAUUCGGCUUGGUGCCUGUGGGCAGCACCUCCUCAGGGGCAGUCGGCCUGGUGCCUGGGGGCAGCACCUCCUCAGGGGCAGUCGGCCUGGUGCCUGGGGGCAGCACCUCCUCAGGGGGAUUGGAUCAGUUUACACCGCUGCCAAGGGGUUCCAGGAGAUCAGAGAGAAACUCCAAGCUUUCCCUGGGGGAUCUAUAGACCUUGUCAAACAGGAGUCGGGCAUCGCGGUACUGACCGUCAACAACCCUGCUCGCAUGAACGCUUUCUCUGGUUCUAUGAUGGUGGAGCUGGAGGAGAGGGUGUCCCAGCUAGAGGAGUGGACGGAGGGCAAAGGUCUCAUCAUCCAGGGGGCUGCUGGAACAUUCUGCUCUGGGUCAGAUCUCAACGCAGUCAGGGCUAUAUCCAACCCUCAGGAUGGGAUGAAGAUGUGUACGUUCAUGCAGAAUGCCUUGACCAGACUACUGAGGUUACCUCUGUUGUCUGUAGCUCUGGUGGAAGGGAACGCACUGGGGGGAGGAGCUGAACUCACUACUGCCUGUGACUUUAGGUUGAUGGCGCCGGGCAGUGUGAUCCAGUUUGUCCAUAAACACAUGGGUCUGGUCCCUGGUUGGGGCGGUGCAGCUAGAUUGGUACGCAUCGUAGGCGGCCAGAACGCCCUGAAGAUGCUGGGUGGCGCUUUGAAAAUAGACCCAGAGAUGGGGCUUCAGAUUGGGCUUGCGGACGGGGUCCUGGAAGGUUCCCUGGCUGGGUCUGGAACCAAUGCCCUCCUGGAGGCAGAGCAGUGGUUGGGAUGCUACACCGCAGGUCCAGCCCCGGUCAUCAGAGCCAUAAAGAGCGUGGUGGUGUCUGGGAGAGAGCUCCCCCUGGAGGUGGCCCUGAGGACUGAGAGGGACGUGUUCGGGACAGUGUGGGGAGGACCGGCUAACCUACAGGCUCUGGCCACUAAGGCCAAACACAAGUGAAUGAACUAGUCUUGCGAUUACAUUGUAGUCUCGUCCUAAUGUUCUGGAGAAACCUAGAACGUCUGGAGUGGAAGUCGUGAACCAACCCACACUGAGACUGAACUGGAACACGAGGAUGGGCUGUAGAGGGUCUGAACUCAACCAGAACACACUGAACUAGUGUAUUCAUUCUGACGAUUCUGUUGCAAAAAAAAAAAAAAGGGUCUCUUAAAAACAGAAGCAAACGAAUCCUUCUUGUAUUUGUCCAAUAGCAACUAUAGUUUUAGUUGGGAAAUGUUUGGGAUGAAUGAAUACAUCCCUGGACUGUGCUCUGGGAAUUUGACAGUAUGCCAGAUUUAUAUUGCUGUGCUGUGAGUGGCCACUAACAAUCAAUUAUUUCAGUGAAGGAAUUGUUGCCGACUGUUGGGACAAUUAUAUGGGCCCAAGUCCUUUUAAAAUGGGAAAAUUAUAUGUGCCCAUCUAAAAGUGGUGAUGUAAUAUGUAUCAGUGGAGAGUCCGAUACACUAGUUGUGGUGAUGUAAUGUGUAUCAGUGGAGAGUCCGAUACACUAGUUGUGGUGAUGUAAUGUGUAUCAGUGGAGAGUCCGAUACACAUUACAUCACCACAACUAGUGUAUCGGACUCUCCACUGAUACACAUUACAUCACCACAACUAGUGUAUCAGUGGAGAGUCCGAUACACAUUACAUCACCACAACUAGUGUAUCGGACUCUCCACUGAUACACAUUACAUCACCACAACUAGUGUAUCAGUGGAGAGUCCGAUACACUAGUUGUGGUGAUGUAAUGUGUAUCAGUGGAGAGUCCGAUACACUAGUUGUGGUGAUGUAAUGAUUAUCAGUGGAGAGUCCGAUACACUAGUUGUGGUGAUGUAAUGUGUAUCAGUGGAGAGUCCGAUACACUAGUUGUGGUGAUGUAAUGUGUAUCAGUGGAGAGUCCGAUACACUAGUUGUGGUGAUGUAAUGUGUAUCAGUGGAGAGUCCGAUACACUAGUUGUGGUGAUGUGAAGAUGGUAUUGUGCCUUUGUGGGUCUACUACAGUCCAUUAACACCAGGGGUGACUGAACACCAGGGGGCGACCCAACACCAGGGGGCGGGCCCAACACCAGGGGGCGGACCCAACCAGGGGGCGGACCCAACACCAGGGGGCGGACCCAACACCAGGGGGCGGACCCAACACCAGGGGGCGGACCCAACACCAGGGGGCGGACCCAACACCAGGGGGCGGACCCAACACCAGGGGGGGACCCAACACCAGGGGGGGGACCCAACACCAGGGGGGGGACCCAACACCAGGGGGGGGACCCAACACCAGGGGGGGACCCUCUUCAUUACAAUGCAAGCUUGAUGUAGAUGAAGAAAAAAAAACACAAGUGCCCACAUUUCUUAUUCUCUUCCACAAUGUCUUCCAUUGUACUACAAUUACAUGUCAAUGACUAAACAUAUGACAAAAACAA